GAUAAACCGUGGUUUUAACAUGGAUUCAGAGGAGGUCAUGGUGGAAAUGGAAGAAACUGGAAAGUCCUCAGAUUCUCAACCAGGCCAAGCAGUCCCUCUUUCUGUGGUCUCAGGGUUGCGAAUAAUCCUGAUCGGAGAGCGAGAGGCAGGGAAGAGUGCUGUGGGCAACGCCAUACUGGGCAGUGAGGUGUUUGACACGGUGGGGGUGAAAACAAGGGAGGCGGUAAAGCGGCAAAGAGAGGUGGCCGAGAGGCAGGUGACGGUGGUGGACACGCCUGGUUGGGAGUGGUUCCCCUCCAGGGGCUCCUCUCUGGGGGUCCGGAGGGAGAUCGUCCGGGGCGUGUCGCUGUGCCAGCCUGGCCCCCACGCAGUGCUCCUGGUGGUGCCCCUCUCCUUCUCCUUUACCAGACGGGAGCGGCAGGCGGCCGAGGAGCAUGUGGAGCUGUUGGGGGAGCGGGCUUGGGGGCAUACUGUGGUGCUGUUCACGGUGAAGGGUGGGCGGCUGAAGGAUGCCACCUUAGAGGAGGAGGUGGAGGAAAGCGAGGAGCUCCAGUGCCUGGUGGAGCGAUGUGGGGGCCGCUAUCAUGCCCUGUAUGGCAGGUCCAGGAAGGGCCACGAUGCCGUGGCGGUGCUACUGGAGAAGCUGGACAACAUGGUGGCCAAGAACAGAGGGGAGUUGCUCUCCAGCGAGGAGGUACUGGAGGAGGCCAAGGAGAAGGAGAAGGAGGAGGAGAGGAGGCACCAGGAGGAGGACAGGGAGAGAGAGGAGGAUCUGAGGAGGGUCAAGGAGGCUUUGAGAGAGCUGGAGAUGGAGGAGGAGACAGAGGAGGUGCAAGGGGACGGAGGGGAGGCCACAGAGGAGUCCACAAGACAGCAGAGAGGGAGGAGGAGAUACACAGAUGAGAAAUCAGACACAGGUGUGGGUAGCAGCUCAGCAGAUCCUACAUCAGCCCCACCACACCUCACCUGGUCUGACCUCAGGGCCAUUAGAGAUCAGAGAUGUAAGACACAAUAAAAG
Salvelinus fontinalis (brook trout) is the source of this 1018-nucleotide messenger RNA. Its product is annotated as GTPase IMAP family member 4-like. The record is from RefSeq and is a predicted model, not a curated record. The transcript has 3 exons. Bases 20 to 1015 code for a protein of 331 amino acids. Lineage: Eukaryota; Metazoa; Chordata; Actinopteri; Salmoniformes; Salmonidae. Gene Ontology annotation, molecular function: GTP binding.